UGCUCCCUGGAUGGCUCCAUCUACGUGACAGCUGAGAGUGCUCCCUGGGUCCACGUGCUCAGCAGCACAGGCCACACACUGCAGACCCUGUCCUGCCAGCAAACAGGCAAGGGAGGCAGCAUUUUCUUGCCCGAAGAUGUGACUGUGACUAGGAUGGGAAUGGUGGCUGUAGCUGACAUGGUGAAUGAAGCCAUCUGGGUCUUCAACCCUCACACCAGCCUCUCCAAGGGGGAAUGGAUAAAGAUCAGGACUGUCGGUUCCCCCAGGGGCAUUGGAGUAGACUCCAUGGGCAAGAUCCUGGUAGCAGAUUAUGCACAAGGCCAAGUGCACAGCUUUGCUCUGGACCAUGCCUUCAGGACACUCAAUGUCCACACUGUCCCAAAUCUGCAGGGACCUCGCUAUGUCAGCCCGGUGCCCAGUGGAGGCUUUGUGGUGAGCGAGGAGUGUGGAGACGUCAAGGUCUUCAUGAGCAGCUGUAAGCUCCUCUGCUCCCUCAGCAGCAAAUAUGGACACCAGUUUGGCAACCCUGCUGGGGUCUGUGUGGACACGGAUGGCAGCAUCCUGGUGGCAGAUGAGCAACACCGCACAGUCCACUUGUUCCCAGAGCAUGGAGCUCCCAUCUGCCUGGUGUCCACAGGGCUGCGGAGGCCUGCUGGCAUGGCUUGCUCCUCCUCUGGGCACCUCUUUGUGGCAGACACAGUGGAGAACUGUGUCAAAGUCUUUAAGUACUGUGUGAGGCCCCCAUACAGACCCACCAACGCUGGGGCAUCAUGUGCUGACCCCACCCAAACACACAGGUGGGGAGGAGGGGUGAUUCCCCUGCAGCCCCGCUGAGCUGUGCA
Messenger RNA from Passer domesticus (house sparrow), 842 nucleotides. It is a transcript of the gene NHLRC4, whose product is annotated as NHL repeat containing 4. Gene Ontology annotation, biological process: protein polyubiquitination; proteasome-mediated ubiquitin-dependent protein catabolic process; negative regulation of translation. The coding region runs from base 154 to 834 and encodes 226 amino acids. Gene Ontology annotation, molecular function: protein binding; ubiquitin protein ligase activity; translation repressor activity. The record is from RefSeq and is a predicted model, not a curated record. NCBI's taxonomy places the organism in Eukaryota, Metazoa, Chordata, Aves, Passeriformes, Passeridae. The transcript has a single exon.